This is a messenger RNA of Pollicipes pollicipes, 4397 nucleotides long. RefSeq names its product DE-cadherin. The record is from RefSeq and is a predicted model, not a curated record. Lineage: Eukaryota; Metazoa; Arthropoda; Thecostraca; Pollicipedomorpha; Pollicipedidae. Gene Ontology annotation, molecular function: calcium ion binding. The transcript is spliced from 29 exons. Gene Ontology annotation, cellular component: plasma membrane. Bases 189 to 4298 code for a protein of 1369 amino acids. Gene Ontology annotation, biological process: homophilic cell-cell adhesion.
UAAAUACACUCUUGCUAACGUUGCCCCAGUCGGAUUCACCGGACGUCCAGUACAAUGUGAGCAGUCCUGACCGGUUCAGGGUGGACGACCGAGGCCGGGUCUUCACCAGAGUAGCCGGCAGCGACUUACUGAAAGAUGCCAGCAGCACCAGCUUCGCCGUCAACGCCUUCAAUACAGAGAGCUCGGAGAUGAGAGUCUCCAAAGUCCUGCUGCUGACCGGCAACCAGCCGCCCCAGUUCUCCGACGACUCUUACGAGGCACACGUCUAUGAGAACGCCGCCCAAGGGUCCCUGGUACGAGCCGUGGUCGCCCAGGAUCCGGACACCGACCCCAUCACCUACAUCAUCCGGAAACCGGGCACCAGAAUGGACACAAGCGAGUACGAGAUGUUCACCAUCAACAAGCAAACGGGCGUGAUCCGGCUGGUGAACCGUCCGUUCAAUUUCACCCAGGACGAGUAUUCAUUCACGGUGGUUGCCCGUGACACUCACAACCAGGACGCCACAGCCUCCGUCAGGGUGGAAGUGAUAGACGUAAAUAACAAUCGUCCAAAGUUUCCUGAUUGUGACAAGUAUGAGCCCGAAGUAGAAGAAAACAAGGAUGCCAGUACGCUCGUACUAACGGUGAAGGCGACCGAUGCUGACAAGGGAGCAAACGCCGACCUGGUCUACUCACUGGUGACCAGUCCGAGCUCCCCAGACUCGCUCUUCAAGAUUGACAGAGAGACGGGCGUGUUGACCACUGCCAAAAGCUUUAACCGGGACGCGCCGGACCACGACAAGGAGUUGCGCGUCAUUGUGAAGGCCAAUGACAACGGGGAGCCGUCUCUGGAGGGUACCUGCGCCUUCAUCGUCAAUGUCCUGGACGUCAACGACAACUCCCCACUGUUCGACAAAAGUGACUACCUGGAGACGAUCGCCAAGGACACCAAGCCAGACACGCAGGUGGAGCGCGUGUCGGCAACGGACGACGACGUGGGCGACAAUGGCGCCAUCACGUACUCACUACAGGCAGUGCGGCCGACCGACGCGUCCGAUUACUUCGGCAUAGACAAGCGCACCGGCGUCAUCACGCUGACCAGGCCACUCGUGGAGUUCGCCAUCGACUCUGAAAUCCGCCUGGAGGCGGUGGCCAGCGAUCAGGGCGAACCGCCUCGGUCCAGCGAGGCGCAGGUCAUCAUCACUGUCAAGGACUCCAGCACGCGGCCGCCCUCGUUCAUCGUGAAACCCGACCCAGUCUACACUCUGGAUGAGAACUAUCGCGACACGGAGACAGGCAUCGCUCGACUCAAGGCCGUGUCUAAGCUGCCGGGCAGUCCCAACGUCUACUACGACGUCGUGAGCGGCUCCCAGGAGCAUACCAACAAGUUCCGCACGUUUGUAGUGGACGAGGACGGCGAAGGUGGCGCUAUAGUUCGAUACGGCGGAAGUCGGCAACUGGACUACGAGCAGAUCAAGGCGUACAAUAUCACUGUCGAGGCCACGACGGACCAGCGAACCAGAGCAGAGGUCACGUUCGAGAUUAGGCUACGAGACAAGAACGACGAAAUUCCUAUAUUUUACGGCACUGACCGAGCGAUGGUCCCCGAGAACUCACCACCGGGUACCUUUGUGGAGGUGGCGACGGCUGUGGACGGUGACAGCACUUCACCCAACAACCAGGUGAGUUAUAGCCUGGACCGAAAAUCGCCCGAGUACCAGCUAUUCAGCAUAGAGUCGGGUACGGGCCGGGUGUCGACCCGCGUCAGGUUCGACCGGGAGGACGAGUCGCGGCCGUCUCCCUUCUACACCAUCACCGUGCUCGCGGAGGACGGCAGCCCGUCCGACAUCCAGAAGAACGGCCAGCCUAACCAGGCCAAGCAUCGCGUCACAGUGGAGAUCGGCGACGAGAACGACAACCCUCCGUCGUUUGAUCCCUCUGGCGUCUACAAGGCCUCCGUGAUAGAGAACUCCGAUAUCGGCUCCAAGGUCUUCGACAUAUCAGCUAAAGACGAGGACGACGACUCGAAGAUCAACUACCAGAUCACCGACGGCAACUUUGGUGCUGCGUUCGACAUUCAGCCCGAUACGGGUGUGGUAACAGUCAAAAACCAAAUCGACUUCGAGGCCAUCCGCAAGUACGUCAUAACCGUAACUGCGUCUGACGGGAAGUACGAAGACACCCACGAGGUUGAUAUCGAGGUCAUCAACCAGAAUGACAUGCCUCCCGUGUUUGACAAGCAAACCUACGAGCAGAAACUGCGCGAAGGCUACCUUUCAUCGACGCCAAUCCUCAAAGUCAGGGCCGUUGACCCUGAUCCGGUCGGCGAACCCUCCAUCAUUUACACGCUGUCGGGCCCAGGAGUGUACCCAGACCGUCCUCAGGACAACGUCUUCAGCAUAAACCCCAGCGGAGAAGUGGUGGUUCUGAAGACGCUGGACCGGGACGAGGGCACGGGCGGCCGCGAGGUCUGGGAGCUCUCUGUGGAGGCCUGGGACGACGGGGGCGACGGCAUCGGAUCCACGGUGCCCUUCAAGCUCACGCUGACCGACAUCAACGACAACGCGCCGUACCUGAUCCAGAGUGACGCGUCGAUUCCCGUCAUCAUGGAGAACAAGUCACCGGACGACAUUGUUAUUUCGGUGGAGGCAGAUGACUACGACGACCACGAGAAGAACGGACCGCCGUAUACCUUCUGGCUGGAUCCGAGUUCAUCGGCCGACAUACGAAACAAGUUCGGUGUCCGGACCGCCGGCAACGGGAGCCGAGCCGAGAUCCGUCCACUGGUGAAGCUGGACCGCGAGCAGCAGAAAUCGUACACCGUGCCGGUGGUGAUCAGCGACAACACUCUGGCCGAGCCCGCAACGCUAACCGGCACCAGCCUCUUUACCAUCAUCGUCGGCGACGAGAACGACAACGACAUGAAGCCGGGAUCCAGUGUCAUCGACGUCUUUAACUUCGAGGGCCAGAUGCCGGAGACGGUGGUGGGCCGCGUGUACGUGGAAGACCCGGACGAUUGGGACCUGCCCGACAAAACCUUCUCCUGGGCCAACGCGCAGACAAGCGGUUACUUCGAGCUAGACGCGGACACGGGCGACAUCACCAUCCGCUACGGCACUCCGAACGGCUCCUACCCGCUCAAGUUCCAGGUGUACGACAAGAAGUUCCGUAGCACGGUGGACGCGGAUGUGACGGUGACGGUGCGGCUGCUGCCGCGACAGGCCGUGCUCCAGUCGGGCUCGCUCCGCAUCGGCGGUCUCACCGCCGAACAGUUCGUGUCGCCCCCCGGGAAGAAGACGCCGUCCAUGUACCAGAGGAUGAUCUCGGAGCUAGCUGCUAUGCUGGGCACCCCGCCGGAGAAUGUCGACCUGUUCGGGGUCCAGAACAAUGGCGCCGGCGGUGUGGACGUGCGCUACGCCGCCCACGGCUCUCCUUACUACCGGAGCGAGAAGAUGGACGGCGUUGUGAGCCAGCACAAAAAGCAGUUGGAGGAGGUGUUUAAGAUCGAGAUUCAGCAGGUUGGCAUCGACGAUUGCAUCUAUGAGACGACCUGCAACAGCAGCUGCUUCUCCAGCCUGACCAUUUUCGAAGAUAAGGUUUACAAGGUCCAGACGAACAUGAGCACAAUCAUUGGUGUUCGGACGGCGAUGCAGUACACGUGUGACGCCUGCGAGGAGCCGCCUCGACCCGCCGACUGCCUGAACGGCGGCCGGCCGAGUACUAGCAGCCCGCCCAGCUGCGAGUGCCCGGCAGGCUUCGACGGCCCCCACUGCGAGAGCCUCACCAUUCACUUCAAGGGCGACGGGUACGCCUGGCUCCCACAUCUUACGGCCUGCAACGCUUCCCACCUGAGCUUCGACAUGACCACCAGCACCGACCAGGGUCUGGUGAUGUACAACGGACCCAUGGGCGAGCCGACUGCCAGAGUUCAAGACUUUUUCGCCGUGGACGUGCUGAAGGGUCGUCCUGCGCGUGUUCAUGAACUACGGCACCGGCACAGCGGUGGCCAGCCCUCAGAGCGUGGUGGACGAUGGCCGCCGACACCAUGUGGACAUCAGCUGGGACACGCAGCACGUGACCGUGAGGGUGGACAGCUGCGUGGGUGUGGCGGCGUGCCAGGCCACGGCGCCGGCGCCGGCGGCGGCCGACACGCAGAACGCCUUCCUGAACGUGGCCACGCCGCUGCAGCUGGGCGGCACCGCCGUGCCCAUCAGCUCGGUCAGGGAUUUCAUGGCCUGGUUGGAGGUGCCCGGCUCCGAGGGCUUCUUCGGCUGCCUGGAGAACGUGACCUUCCUGAGCACGGUGUACGACCUGAGUGACCCUGCUUAUGGUGAGGAAUAUAGCAGCUACUGCGAUGAGAACAUCGAGCCUGUGCCAGUCAUAUACGCCACGUCGAGCUUCUUGGCCGUCAUCCUGUG